Dentiscutata erythropus is the source of this 309-nucleotide messenger RNA. Lineage: Eukaryota; Fungi; Glomeromycota; Glomeromycetes; Diversisporales; Gigasporaceae. The record is from the annotation of a GenBank genome assembly.
GGGAGGUAGAAAGUUUGUCAAACAAAACGCAGAGAAAUGAAACUAGGCAAUAUAAGCAACGGGUUAGCAUUGGAUGUUCCCAAGAUGGGAUAUAUUCAAUUAACGUAAAUGCUGUUGUUUUAGAAGUAGGAUUCUUAGAGGUUAUCGGCAAUGCCCUCUACACUGAUAUCAAAAAAUUAAACGAUGACACUGAAAAAGUGUUGAAGUGUAUGCAAAUUUGUAUUCAUUAUCAACGUCAACACUAUUUAUCACGUGGGGUUACUGAACAACAAGUAUCCUUUGUUGAAUCAUAUGGAAUUGUCGUCUACC